AUGAGCCUCCCGUCUAUCAGAAUAGCUUCGUCAGCUGCUUCUAGGGCUGUGAACCUUCUCCGGGCCAUCCAGUUUACCCAUCCUCCAAAUUGCCCCUGCCAUUCUAACCCCACCCAUCACCAUCACCAUCGACAUAAGUCUCUGAUAUCCCAACACAUCCGCAACCUCGCAACACCCAUAGAUCCCGCACACCAGAAGGAAUAUGCUUUCGAAAUGGCCGCAUCGAGCAUCAGGUUUGGCCCAGGGUCCACCAAGGAGGUUGGUAUGGAUUUCAAGAACCUGGGUGCCAAACGGGUCUGUGUCGUGACAGAUCAAAACAUUGCCAAACUUGAUACUAUGGAGCAUGUAAUCGAGGCCCUCACAAAAGAAGGGGUGGCAUUCACAGUCUACGAUAAAGUGCGCGUGGAGCCAAAGGAUUAUUCAGUCAAGGAUGCCAUUGCCUUUGCAAAACCUUAUAAUGCCGAUGCUUUUCUGGCCGUGGGUGGUGGAUCCGUCAUUGACACGGCAAAGCUCAUGAAUCUGUACUGCGUCAACCCCGAAGCCGAUUUCCUGGACUUCGUAAAUGCACCUCUUGGCAAAGGACUGCCAAUUGCCACGCAUCUGAAGCCCCUGAUUGCCGUACCCACCACUGCUGGCACUGGCUCUGAAACUACAGGGACGGCGAUUUUCGAUCUUGUUUCGAAGAAAGCAAAGACGGGCGUUGCACACAGAAAUAUGAAACCUACACUUGGUAUCUGUGACCCUCUCAACACGCGAACUAUGCCGUCCCAGGUACAUUCCUCCUCCGGUCUGGAUGUCCUCUGCCAUUCGCUUGAGUCGUGGACCGCGAUCCCUUACAACGAAAGAAUCCCACGCCCUUCCAACCCAAUUAACCGACCAGCUUACCAGGGUGCAAACCCAAUCUCAGAUAUCUUUUCCUUGCAGGCGCUGCGCAGUACCGUAAAAUACCUUCCCCGUGCGGUGAAGGACCCAGACGAUAGCGAAGCACAAAGCCAAAUGCUGCUCGCUGCAACGUUAGCUGGCAUCGGCUUCGGAAAUGCGGGGGUUCAUUUGUGCCACGGAAUGAGCUACCCAAUCUCUGGGCAAAAUCCGGGCUAUAAGCACCCAGGAUAUGCUGUGGGUCACGAUAUAAUCCCCCAUGGCGUUUCUGUUGCGGUAACUGCACCAGCCGUUUUCAAAUUCACUGCGGCAAGCAACCCGGACCGUCACUUAGUCGCAGCGGAAGCAUUCGGGAAGGAUAUCUCCAAUGUAAAAAGAGAGAGCGCUGGAGAGUUGCUGAGUGAAACAAUAGCAGAGUUUCUGAUCGGGUUGGGUGACCAGCCACGAGGGUUGAAGGCUCUUGGGUUUAAUUCCAGCAAUGUGGACGAUCUGAUCGAAGGAACCAUUCCGCAACAGCGGGUUCUGAACUUAGCCCCUACGCUGAGUAAAGAGCUGGGAGCAGAAAGAGAAGAAUUAAGGAAGCUUUUCGAGGACUCCAUGGAGUAUUAG
This is a messenger RNA of Paracoccidioides brasiliensis Pb18, 1488 nucleotides long. RefSeq lists its product as uncharacterized. The coding region runs from base 1 to 1488 and encodes 495 amino acids. Gene Ontology annotation, molecular function: alcohol dehydrogenase (NAD+) activity; metal ion binding. The record is from RefSeq and is a predicted model, not a curated record. Gene Ontology annotation, cellular component: mitochondrion. The transcript has 3 exons.